AGUUCCCGGCUUUGGGUUCCCUCUUAGGUCUGGGCUCAGGUCCCAGAGCCCGGAGUCACAAGGCCGGUAGGCAGGGGCGCCCAGCCGGCGAGCCGCAUGGAGCCGCGCGCCCCGGACGCCUGCUUCCUGGGAGAUGUGGGUUUCUGGGUGGAGCGCACCCCUGUGCAUGAGGCAGCUCAGCGGGGCGAGAGCCUCCAGCUUCAGCAGCUCAUUGAGAGUGGAGCAUGUGUUAACCAGGUCACGGUGGACUCCAUCACACCCCUUCAUGCAGCAAGUCUACAGGGCCAGGCCCAGUGUGUGCAGCUGCUGCUGGCAGCUGGCGCCCAGGUGGAUGCACGCAACAUCGAUGGCAGCACCCCUCUUUGUGAUGCCUGUGCCUCAGGCAGCAUCGAGUGUGUAAGGCUCUUGCUGUCCUAUGGGGCUAAGGUCAACCCUCCUUUGUACACAGCAUCCCCACUACAUGAGGCCUGCAUGAGCGGGAGUUCUGAAUGUGUGAGGCUUCUUAUUGACGUCGGGGCCAACCUGGAAGCACACGACUGCCACUUCGGGACCCCUCUACAUGUUGCCUGUGCUCGAGAGCAUUUGGACUGUGUCAAGGUGUUGCUCAAUGCAGGGGCCAAUGUGAACGCAGCAAAACUUCACGAGACCGCUCUUCACCACGCGGCCAAGGUAAAGAACGUCGACCUCAUCGAGAUGCUCGUAGCGUUUGGAGGCAACAUCUACGCCCGCGACAACCGGGGCAAGAAGCCCUCGGACUACACGCGGGGCAGCAGCGCCCCGGCCAAGUGCUUUGAGUACUAUGAAAAGACACCUCUUACCCUCUCACAGCUCUGCAGAGUGAGCCUGAGGAAGGCCACUGGCGUUCGAGGGCUAGAGAAAGUCGCCAAGUUAAACAUCCCUCCGCGGCUCAUCGACUACCUUUCCUACAACUGAGCUGCAGGCAGGGAGCUGGUGACUAGAACGACUGUGACCUUGCUGCGCCGAGCCCUGGGCCCUAGUGACUUCUGCCUGCUUCUCGGUAACGCCAUCGUUGCUAUAGAUAGAUUGAUUCUCCUUUGUGUUCUUUUUGGCUGUCCGUUUUGAGGUCUUCUGAACUCUGGAGAAGAUUUCCGAAGCACCAGGAGGCCAGUGUCUGGCGUCACUGCUGUGGCUGUAACCCUCGCUAGUCUUCUGGAACUUAUGCCGUUGCUCUAGGAUGGGCUCAGCUCUCCUGGUUUUCUCUUGUCACCGACCUCCCUCAAAGGCAUGCAAGACAAGACAGUUCAAGUUGCACAGGGAGUACUGGGGACUCAGGACACCGAUGUUGCUUAU
Molecule: messenger RNA, 1311 nt
Organism: Acomys russatus (golden spiny mouse)
Lineage: Eukaryota; Metazoa; Chordata; Mammalia; Rodentia; Muridae
Gene: Asb13
Product: ankyrin repeat and SOCS box containing 13
Exons: 6
Coding region: 97-933 (278 amino acids)
Biological process (GO): protein ubiquitination; positive regulation of protein catabolic process; intracellular signal transduction
Molecular function (GO): protein binding
Source: RefSeq, a predicted model, not a curated record